This is a messenger RNA of Acipenser ruthenus (sterlet), 1350 nucleotides long. RefSeq names its product interferon-inducible double-stranded RNA-dependent protein kinase activator A homolog A-like. The transcript is spliced from 8 exons. Bases 152 to 1069 code for a protein of 305 amino acids. NCBI's taxonomy places the organism in Eukaryota, Metazoa, Chordata, Actinopteri, Acipenseriformes, Acipenseridae. The record is from RefSeq and is a predicted model, not a curated record.
UUGUUAACCCGGAAAGAGUCUUGUUAACCCGGACAGAAUCGUUCAGCAGCGCCCGGGGAGAAGAGAGGUAGGCAGCCAGCCUACCAACAAACCCAAGUCAAGCCAGAGAUCCUUUUCAGCGCGGCUUCAAUCCUUCAAACAACCUACAAAUAUGUCCCAAGAGAGGUUUCCAGCCGCGUCCAAAAGGAGCUCUGCAAAAAAUAAUCUCAGUUUAGAGCAAAUGAUCGAAGCCAGUCCAGGAAAGACUCCAAUCCAAAUGCUUCAUGAGUAUGGUACAAAGACUGGUAAACCCCCCAUCUAUUACAUGGAAAAAAUUGAAGGCCACGCUCAUCUACCCAGUUUCAUUUUCAAUGUAGAAAUUGGAGGUGUCACCAGUACAGGUCAAGGUCUGAGUAAAAGGGCUGCAAAACAUAAAGCUGCUGAAGCUGCUUUAAAUAUUCUAAAAGGACAGCCGGGUAUGAGCAUUCCCUUUCCAAAGACCGAGCUGUCUGAUUCUCCUAAACAGUCACAAAAUCAGUCCAACCCUAUUGGCACACUACAGGAGCUGGCGGUCCAAAAGGGUUGGAGACUCCCGGAGUACUCUGCGGCUUUGGAAUCUGGGCCUGCUCACAAGAGAGACUUUACAGUGACCUGCAGAAUAGAAACAUUUCUUGUAACAGGGUGUGGGAGCUCCAAAAAAAUAGCCAAAAGGUCUGCAGCUGAACAAAUGGUAGCAAAACUUCAAAAUCUGCCAGAUAGUUCAGAUACCCCUGGGACAUCCGGUUUCAGGUGGGAAUCUUUGAAAGAUUCUUCAGCAGAGAAGAUCACAAUGCUAAAGAGAAACCCGCUGAGUAUUCCCAACACAGAUUAUGUGCAGAUGUUAUCAGAUUUGUCUCAGGAGCAAGGGUUUGAGGUCACUUUCCUGGAUAUAGAUGAGCUGACUGUGAAUGGGCAGUACCAGUGUCUGGCUGAGAUCUCCGCUUCCCCGGUCACUGUGUGUCAUGGCACCGGGAUCUCUUGUGGUAAUGCUCACAAUGAUGCAGCCCACAGUGCACUGCAGUACGUGAAGAUCAUGGCAACAUCAAAAUAAGCUUUUAGACCAAUGAACAAUGUGAAGAGAACAUAAUCAUGUUGAAAAAAAACUUUUAUUUAACUUAAAUUAUCAUGAAGUAAUGUAAUCAGGGAUUAUUUAAAAUUACAAACAUGCUGUUUACAAUUUACAAACCUUCAAAGAAACUCCCAUUGAAUAAACAUUAGAAAGUAGAUAUGGCAUAUAAAUUACAUUUUUGAAACACAUUUGGUAAUUAAUUGAGGUGAAACAAUACUUUUUUGCCUUGAAUAAGACGCAGACCAAUAUAGAAUUUAACUAAU